Scophthalmus maximus (turbot) is the source of this 1420-nucleotide messenger RNA. RefSeq names its product HscB mitochondrial iron-sulfur cluster cochaperone (gene hscb). Gene Ontology annotation, molecular function: ATPase activator activity; protein-folding chaperone binding. NCBI's taxonomy places the organism in Eukaryota, Metazoa, Chordata, Actinopteri, Pleuronectiformes, Scophthalmidae. The transcript has 7 exons. Gene Ontology annotation, biological process: protein complex oligomerization; [2Fe-2S] cluster assembly. The coding region runs from base 250 to 1089 and encodes 279 amino acids. Gene Ontology annotation, cellular component: mitochondrion. The record is from RefSeq and is a predicted model, not a curated record.
AACCGUCAGAGCCAAGGAGAAUCGACAGACAGCCAUAUCCCUGUCAACAACACCAUUGGCUAACUCUGAGGAAGUAAGCACAAUGUGAGGACUUUGAUAAGUCAAAGCCCUUUUCACAUUAGAAACACCAGCCUGGUUGUGAACAGCGCUGGAACAGGCCGUUUGACAGCCCAAAAUGACGAGUAACCUUUGUGGAUUUAUGGAUUUAAGGAAGAAAACUCAAAGAUAUCAUGACAAAACAUCAAAGAUAUGUUGUCAUCGACCUCCCGGCAGAUUGUGCUGUCGUCCCGGGCUGCGCUGCUGACGAGGAGCCGGUUGUCUGUGUCUAAAGUGGCUGCACGUCCAGCACACGGUGUGUGCAGCAGCUUGCACACAGAGGACACAUCGUGGCACGGCCGCAGCAUGGGCUCCAGAGGAGCCCCGGUGAGGGGAAGGGGACCGACCCUCCACGCUCAUCAGUCUAAUUCACCAAGGAACUUCUGCACAGGUCCAGUGGGACACAACUGUUGGAAGUGUGAGCAGCCCCUCGACACUGCACCUGCCUUCUUCUGUGUGUCAUGCAAAGUGGUCCAGCCUCCUGAAGAGGGGGUGUCCUACUUCAAGAUCAUGGCUUGUGACCACACGUUCACACUGGACACACACCAGCUGCAGAAAAGAUACCUGCAGCUCCAGAGGUCUCUGCAUCCAGACAACUUCAGCCAGAAUUCGGUGAGAGAGCAGGAGUAUUCAGAAAACCAAUCUGCGCUCGUGAACAAAGCGUACACGACUCUGCUCAAGCCUUUGAGUCGCGGUCUUUACAUGCUGGAGCUGGAGGGCGUGCGCAUAGAGGAGGGCACCGACGCCGGGGCUGAUGCGGCGUUUCUGAUGGAGCUGAUGGAGGUCAAUGAAGCCGUUGAUGAAGCGCGGACUCCGGAGGAAGCCGAUACGAUCGGCCGAGACACGAGAGGGAAACUGGCUGACCUGACGGAGCGGAUAGACGCUGCCCUUCGCACAGGGGAGCUUCAGACUGCCAGAGCGCUGCUUGCCCAAAUGAAAUACCACGCCAACAUCGAAGAGAAAGUGAAGGAGAAACUCCGUGAAUUCAUGUAAUUUCCCCACGCUCACGUGGAGCGUUAUUUAAUAUUUUAAAGCCACUUUUGUACAGAAGACAUUUGUACAGUUAUGUAAAAUGAUUGUUCAAAACUUGUUAAGCGCAUUACACAACUGAAAUUAUGGUGAUUAUAACUUAAUAUGCUAUUUUUGAUUUCAAACUGUGUAGAUAUAUGAGAGUGUAAUUGGAUUCAUACCGUCUCUUCCCGUGAAUUUUCACUAAUUUUCAAAAAGCCCAAUCACAUCCACUUGUACCUAAUGUAUCAUUAAAGUUGGCAGAGAUCUAUUAUUGGCCGUGAUUAAAAUGCUGCUCAGGGUGUUUAUAUGAUUA